Phycomyces blakesleeanus NRRL 1555(-) is the source of this 321-nucleotide messenger RNA. RefSeq lists its product as hypothetical. Bases 1 to 321 code for a protein of 106 amino acids. Lineage: Eukaryota; Fungi; Mucoromycota; Mucoromycetes; Mucorales; Phycomycetaceae. The transcript has 2 exons. The record is from RefSeq and is a predicted model, not a curated record.
AUGAUUCGCAGAGAGCAUUUUAUUACUCAAGGGUAUCUUGGUUAUAGUACUCUUUUAAGUCGUGAGGAUGAAGGAUAUACGAUAUAUAAACGUAUGCUUCUUAUUAAAAUUGUAAGAUUCAUGCUUAAUCUUCGUUACUCUAGUUUGCUGAUAUCACAUUAUGGUGAUGUAAUUAAAGAAGUAUAUCUACCACAUGUAUUUAUUGUCUAUGUGGCCAUACAGUCAGGAAUAAAUAUAAUUGGUAGCUUCACCGAUCAAUUGUACUUCCCUAUUUUGUUUAAAUUACGAAAAUCAAUCAAAAUUUCGAUAAUCUACUGGUAA